Pelodiscus sinensis (Chinese soft-shelled turtle) is the source of this 2406-nucleotide messenger RNA. The record is from RefSeq and is a predicted model, not a curated record. Lineage: Eukaryota; Metazoa; Chordata; Testudines; Trionychidae.
GGGGGGGCAGUGCAGGGGUGAGACCGGCUGUACGUUGUCCUGCAAGCCAAGCCAAUGGCCUGGGAUGGUUUCUGCCCAAAUCCAGCUGUUUGGCACCAGGAAGAGAAGGGUCACAGAGCGUUUCCAGGAAACGCAAACUCCCCUGCCUGGAGAGCUGCGGCAUGGCCAGCUCCCCUGCGUGCACACACUCCGCGGUUCACAGGCCACGGGCAGAGCCAGCCCCCUGCUCUCACGCAGCUCUGGGCAGCCGGAGGGAGAUGAUGCUGAUGCUGAUUUCCUGAGCCUGUUACCACACGGGCUGCAGCAGCUGUGCGCGGCUCAGUCCUGAGCUGUGCACGCCUGGAGUAGGAGGCGGUGUUGCUCGGAGCCCGGCGAGGGUGGAUCUCUCUCCACGGAGGCAGGAGGGGAAACUGUCAAUGGGAGAGAUGGAGCAGCCGUGUCUGCGAGCUACAACCCUCUAAGGGAUCCUCUGCGUGUGUGUGUGUGUGUGUGUGUGUCUCCCUGUGCCUGGGAUUUGCGCCUGUGCCCUUCAUCUCAUGGCUGCGUUGACAUCCGUGCACCACCGCUGGGUUUGUUCCAGGCUGUGAUCUCUACGCACAAAAGCACCUCAGGGCCGGACGGCCACACGCCCAGCAGUCUUGUUGUUAUUAAGACACGGAGCCAGGCGACAGCCCGGUGGAGCUCUGCAUCGUCUGCAGCCGGGGUCUGCGCGCUGGUGCGGUGAGAGCGCGAGUAAGCAAUUCCUGCCAGGAGACGACCGCUUCCUCUGGCUCCACAUUAACAGCUAGUAAUUUUCCACGCCUCUCUGAUCCUUCCCUGGCAAGUGGCUGGAAGGGUGGCCUGGGCCAUGGGAGACAAAGGAACCAGGGCUAUAAGUGCUGCAGUCAGCUCAUCUGUUGAUCCGACAGCGAGCCCUACGCUGGCAAAAUCAGUGGUAUUUAAGAAAGCCAGUCCCAAUGGAAAGCUCACUGUCUACCUCGGGAAGAGGGACUUUGUCGACCACAUAGAUGUCGUGGACCCUGUUGAUGGCGUUGUGUUGGUCGAUCCAGAGUACUUAAAAGAAAGGAAAGUCUUCGUCACGCUGACAUGUGCCUUCCGCUACGGCCGCGAGGAUUUGGACGUGCUGGGACUGACCUUUCGGAAGGACCUUUUUGUGGCCAACAUCCAGGCCUUUCCCCCAGUCCCCGAGGAGAAGAAACCCCUGACACGACUCCAGGAGCGGCUGAUUAAGAAGCUCGGCGAGCAUGCCUAUCCCUUCACGUUUGAGAUCCCUCCCAACCUGCCCUGUUCCGUCACGCUGCAGCCUGGACCGGAGGACACGGGCAAGGCCUGCGGCGUUGACUAUGAGGUCAAAGCUUUCUGUGCAGAGAACCUGGAGGAGAAAAUCCACAAGAGGAAUUCCGUGCGCCUGGUGAUCCGCAAAGUGCAGUACGCGCCGGAGAGACCAGGCCCCCAGCCCAUGGCGGAGACCACCCGGCAGUUCCUGAUGUCCGACAAGCCGCUGCACCUGGAGGCAUCUCUGGACAAGGAGAUUUACUACCACGGCGAGCCAAUCAACGUCAACGUCCACGUGACGAACAACACCAACAAGACAGUGAAGAAGAUUAAAAUCUCAGUGCGCCAGUACGCAGACAUCUGCCUGUUCAACACUGCUCAGUACAAGUGCCCCGUUGCUGUGGAAGAGGCAGAUGAUAUGGUGGCUCCGAGUUCAACGUUCUGCAAAGUCUACACAUUGACCCCCUUUCUCGCCAACAACCGGGAGAAGCGUGGCCUGGCCCUGGAUGGGAAACUUAAGCACGAAGACACCAAUCUGGCGUCCAGCACAUUACUAAGAGAUGGAGCCAAUAAGGAGAUCCUGGGAAUUAUUGUCUCGUAUAAAGUGAAAGUGAAGCUGGUGGUCUCUCGGGGCGGCCUGCUGGGAGAUCUUGCAUCCAGUGAUGUGGCUGUGGAGCUGCCUUUCACCCUUAUGCAUCCCAAGCCCAAGGAGGAGCCCUUGCACAGGGAUGUUCCAGAGAACGAAGCUCCCAUAGAUACAAAUCUCAUAGAGCUUGAUACGAAUGAUGACGACAUUGUGUUUGAAGACUUCGCCCGGCAGAGACUGAAGGGCAUGAAAGACGACAAGGAGGAGGACGACGAGGGGACAAACUCGCCGCAGCUGAAUGACAGAUAGACGGGAUUCUGUGAACCACAUUUUGUUUGUUUCCAGUAACACCUCUGCAUUAGGCUUCUUACCUAUUUUGUAUGAUUUUUUUUUCUACAUGUACCGGGAGCCUAUGGAUCACCCAGAUCGUGGCGGCAAUUAUAACCCCCCCAGCUGUGCCAUGUUUAUCACCAUGCAUCAAGUUACCUAGGCUGAGAUCGCGGCUGCUGUCUCUGAGAAUGAGCACAGGGUGGCGGGCCUGAUCC